Molecule: messenger RNA, 2266 nt
Organism: Erpetoichthys calabaricus (reedfish)
Lineage: Eukaryota; Metazoa; Chordata; Cladistia; Polypteriformes; Polypteridae
Product: 77 kDa echinoderm microtubule-associated protein-like
Exons: 10
Coding region: 439-2136 (565 amino acids)
Biological process (GO): microtubule cytoskeleton organization
Cellular component (GO): mitotic spindle
Molecular function (GO): microtubule binding
Source: RefSeq, a predicted model, not a curated record
UGUCAUAUUUUUCCAAGGUCUGUCCUGGAGGAGCAUCAAAUUCAGUUAUCCAGCAGAGCUAUUCAAGUUCUCAUUAAGCGUUUUAAAGAUACCCGUGGAGUAGGAGUGUCUUAUGUACCUCUGUGCAAAUAUUUGGAAGAUGUUCAGCUUCAGACAGGCCGUGACAGUGUUCAGAGAAGCAAAACCUCAAAAUGGCAACAAUUCAAUUUUCAGCAUGCUGAUGACCAAGAACUCAUUACAAAAAUAGAAAAGAUAUUUUUAAAUCAUGACCUAGACUUUGAAAUCGAAGAACUGCGCAAGAAAAUAAAGGAAAGAGAAAGAGGACAGAACUUGAUAUCAAAAAAAGAGCUAGCCAAGAUAUGCCUUGAGAUAGGAGUACCGUUGCAUGGCUCGUCCCUCAAUCAGCUUCUGUCAAGAUGUGAUGAUGAGAACAAUGGAAUGGUGAACUGGCCAGAAUUUCUGCAAUUCCUUGCUGCUGCACUAGAAGGAGCUCGAGAAACACUGAAGAGCAGCGUACAGCCUGACCUCAAAGCAGACGCUUCCAGUCUGCUGCAAAUAUGGGACAAAACAGGAAGAGAAAAGGACACUUCUGGUCUGCCUGCAGCUUCUGCACUUCAUAAGCCUUCCACAGAUUGUUCACCCAAGACAGAUGACUUUAGUUUAAUUUCUAAAAAUGUACAUAAUGAAGAGGUGCAAGAUGCAAAGAUGAAGAAUCUGGAUGGAGAAGGUCACUCAGUAUCUUUGGAGAACUGUGUGGGCAAUGAUUUAGGAACCCAGUGGAAAACUCAGACAACUUUAAAGCACAACCAAGGAAUCAAAGUCAGAAGGAAAAUAAACAUCGCUUCUGUUUUUAGAUGGAGGCAAAAACAAGAGCAAACACUAGUCAACAAGCACUCUUCAGGCUGUAAGAAACUUCACCUCUCUCUGUGUUCUCUUGUUAAAGGAGCGGUGAGUGCCGACUCUCUGUCUUUCUCUGAAAAAUGGAAGAGACCUUCUUGGCUUUUCAACUCAAUCAAAGCAGCUUUAACUGGAUUCAGUGGAGGUGCACAAACAGGGAGUGAUGAAUCCAAAUCGGACUCAGAGUUUCUGUCAGUAACUGAAUCAGAAGACCUUGGCUGUCUGGGGCAGGCCGUCAGCUUGCAGUGGGAUGCAGAAGAAAGCACCGACUACUCUGGAGUAGAAUCUGUGGAAAGUGAAUUAGAUGGGAGUGUUUUAACAUAUUGUGUCCCAGAGAAGUUCCAGUGCCCAGGACCUUGGCUCAAGACACCGCCACACUGCAGACUUGAACUCGAGUGGGUGUAUGGAAUCGGUGGACCUGACUGUGGUAGUAAUCUGCUUUGCAGUAAAUCUGGCAAACUGGUAUACUUUAUCAGCUGCAUUGGAGUAGUUUUUAAUGUUACAGAAAAGACACAGAAGCAUUAUUGUGAACAUACAGCUAAAAUUACAAGCCUUGCACUUCACCCUGAUGGUGACACUGCUGCUACUGGCCAAGCUGAACAAAAGAAAAGCAUACUAGGAAAAGCUCACGUUCGAGUUUGGCACCUGGAAAGCUUACAAACCCUGCAUGUGAUUGGAAUGCACACCUUUAUGUCAUCGGUCACCAGCAUUGGCUUCUCAUACUCGCAGGCUCUUCUGGUUGCCAUUGACAGCAGACGUGUCCAGCUCAUGGCAGUGUGGGACCUUAGCAUGGCAUGCAUGGUGGCCAAAUGUAAAAUUGGUACUGCCGAGCAGUCAGCGCAAGUUACUAACGUGCGGUUUGGAAUGAAGAACGCAGGGAGCCUGCUUACAGCUGGAGAAGAGCAUCUGGUCUGGUGGAAGAUUGACAGGGAGACCGGAAGGAUUGUGGAGCGUCAGAAAGCAGAUUAUCAGAAAGAGUUACGACCCAAAUGUAUCACAUGUUUGCUCUACAGCGAGAAGGGGGAUCUCAUUACAGGUGACUCCAAUGGAAAUGUGUACGUGUGGCCAAGUGGAAGCAACACAAUCUCCCAUUUCAUCCGCCAGGCGCACGAGGGGCCCAUUCUCUCUCUCUGCCUCCAUCAAAACAUGCUUUUAACGACGGCCAGAGAGGACAACGUUCUUGUUUGGCACUGGGGCAAGACAUUUGAAUGCUUCCGGCUUCUUAAGGUAAACUCUUAAAAAGUUUAGGCUCAACUUAUCUGAUCUACCAAAAACAAAAAUCUGUUCACACUUUGGUGCAACAGCUUAGAAAAUUGGGAAUGUGCCUUCAGUCAAAUGAAGAGGUUGUCUCCAGUAGGGAGCAACAAGC